Molecule: messenger RNA, 1523 nt
Organism: Corticium candelabrum
Lineage: Eukaryota; Metazoa; Porifera; Homoscleromorpha; Homosclerophorida; Plakinidae
Product: outer mitochondrial transmembrane helix translocase-like
Exons: 1
Coding region: 167-1246 (359 amino acids)
Biological process (GO): extraction of mislocalized protein from mitochondrial outer membrane
Cellular component (GO): mitochondrial outer membrane
Molecular function (GO): ATP hydrolysis activity; ATP binding
Source: RefSeq, a predicted model, not a curated record
AUCGACAUCCGGGGUUUUGGGACUUCUGCUGUAGAGAUCAUCUUGUAGGAAGUUGGUGUGCUGUUCGACUCAUAUUUGUCUCCCAGUGUGUUACGAUUCUAGAAUUCUACUCUACACAGUAUUCGACUAGUAGACUCGGUUUGAUUCGAUUGGGGCCCCAACGAGGAUGGCGAUGAAAACAAAAUUUAGUGUGACGGCCUACGACAUUGGGCGCGUGGCUCUGGUGGCCGCAGCCAACGUCGCUCUCGUUUACGGCAUACGUUGGGUGUUGAGAAACCUCGACCCGGCGCGACGAGAACGCGAGAAAGCGGAGAAGCAAGCCGUUCAACUGCUCGCCAAGCUGCGUCUAACGCAUCUCAAGCUAAGCGAACACGAACUGGCGGUGGCAGCCGACCUGGUGGACACGACGGCAUUGAAGUUUAGCUGGUCGGCUAUCGGCGGUCUCGAGUCAGUCAUCGAGCAGUUGAAGGACAAUGUCAUCUUGCCGCUGUCCCGACGGGAUCUCUUUAUCGGGUCUCCUCUUCUCAGUCCGCCACGUGGUGUGUUGUUGUACGGUCCUCCGGGCUGUGGUAAGACCCUGCUGGCGAAGGUACUGGCUAAAGAGGCCGGCUGCAACUUCAUUAACCUCCAGUUGUCCUCCCUGGCGGAUAAAUGGUAUGGAGAAUCCCAGAAGUUGGCUGCUGCUGUUUUCUCUUUGGCUAUGAAGCUGCAGCCCGUUGUUGUGUUUAUUGAUGAGAUUGAUGCCUUUCUACGAUCACGACAGACAAGCGAUCAUGAAACGACUGCGAUGAUGAAGGCUCAAUUUAUGAGUCUAUGGGAUGGACUCGACUCUGACUCGAGUGCUCGGAUCGUCAUAAUAGGAGCAACGAAUCGUCCACAAGAUGUGGACUUAGCCAUACUGCGGCGGAUGCCGUUGAGAUUUGCCGUCAAUCUACCAACAACCAGUGAACGAUGGACGAUCCUUAAAGUCAUACUUGCUGACCAGGAGCUCGACGACGAUGUCGAUCUGAAACGUGUCGCCGAGUACACAGAAGGCUACACGGGCAGCGAUCUGAAAGAGCUCUGUCGUAAUGCGGCUCUCAGCUGUGUCAAAGAUACUUUAAAGAACGAGUGUGCCCUCAAUGAAACACCAGUGGAUGCUGACACCACAGACAGUACAAGGAUUCGACCAAUCAGAAUGUCCGAUUUGGAAGUGGGACUGCAGUGUCAAAGACAACAGUCCCUGGUGACUGUGACCAGCAUAUGAGAGACAAGACGGUCAUUACAACUGUUUGACUUGUGUGUUAUCUGUUGUCGCGGUAACGUCAUAGACUCUAGUUGACCUUCCUGCGAGCAGAGUUCCCAUGUGGAAACGAGUGUACAUAGACUCUAGUUGACCUUCCUGCAAGCAGAUGUUUCCAUGCGGAAACGAGUGUACAUAGCACUGCAUUCGCUUAUUGCCGACGUCAUCUGUGGGGUGGGUGUGUACUUUGUAGUGGUGCGAGGCUAUCAUGUUGAUAUUGUUUGCAAUCUAAUGUGUGAAC